Molecule: messenger RNA, 4964 nt
Organism: Cynoglossus semilaevis (tongue sole)
Lineage: Eukaryota; Metazoa; Chordata; Actinopteri; Pleuronectiformes; Cynoglossidae
Gene: add3a
Product: adducin 3 (gamma) a
Exons: 15
Coding region: 466-2523 (685 amino acids)
Biological process (GO): barbed-end actin filament capping
Cellular component (GO): cytoskeleton; plasma membrane; postsynaptic density
Molecular function (GO): actin filament binding
Source: RefSeq, a predicted model, not a curated record
ACACACACACACACACACACUGUCAUUCGGUGUGAGCGCUCUCUCACACAGCACACAAAUACACACACUUCCUUGCAAACUGUAUACACUCACAGCUGUUGCUACUUCUCUCGCCGUUGAACACUGGAGCAGUCAAGAAAAGAAGCACGAAGGAAUCCAGUGUCUCCUGGAGAAUCUGGACAAACAAGUAGAUGGACUGGUUCUCUGUGAUUACUGCCUGACUCUCAUUGUGUUUCUUUGGUGUCCUGCGCUCUGACUGCCUUGUUUUCCCCGGCUCCUCUCUGAGAGUCACAGUUGGAAUUUGGGACAGCAGUGGGCAGACCUACAGAGUAACAGAGACAUGUGUUCUUCCUCAUUUACCUACUACUACUGCGUUCUCUCUCUCAUUCACUGACCAAGGAGGAUACAACACCAGGUGAUAAUUAGAGCAGCAAACGGAGAGUGAUCACGUGAGGACAAACCGCCAUGAGUGCAAACAACCAUCAGGGGGUGGCGGUGACCCCUCCCUUUUCACCUGGAGGAAGCACCAAGGAGCGCUACUUUGACCGGGUCAAUGUUAAUGAUCCUGAGUACAUAAGGAACAGGAACAUGUCACCUGACCUUCGACAGGACUUCAAUGUUCUGGAACAGAAGAAACGUGUUACACAGAUACUCCAGAGUCCUGCCUUCAAGGACGAGCUGGAAAGUCUGAUCCAGGAGCAACAACUGAAAGGAAACAACCCCACCGGCCUUCUUGCCCUCCGACAGAUUGCAGACUUCUUCAUGGCGAGCUCAGUGGCUGGUUUCAACACCUCCCCUCUCAGUCUGGGGAUGGUGACUCCUAUUAAUGACCUGUAUGGAGUGGAACCUACCACGCUGGUUAAAGGUGAAAAGGUGACACGCUGUAAACUGGCCAGCCUGUACAGACUGAUUGACCUGUUCAGCUGGGCACGAUUUUCCCGCUCUUACAUCACAGCCCGAGUCAGUAAAGAGCAGGACCACAUCCUGAUUAUUCCCAAAGGACUGUCGUUUGCCGAAGCAUCUGCAUCUAACCUGGUCAAGGUCAACAUCAUUGGGAAUGUAAUCGAGCAGGGCUCCACCAACCUGAGGAUUGACCCCGCUGGUUUCAGCCCACAUGCUGCCAUCUACUCCAUGCGUCCCGACAUACGCUGCAUCGUGCACGUGCACACUCCUGCCACUGCAGCUGUUUCAUCUAUGAAGUGUGGAAUCCUCCCCAUCUCCCAGGAGUCCUUGCUCCUGGGUGACAUCGCCUACUACAAUUACCAGGGCAGCCUGGACGACCAGGAGGAGCGCCGGGAUCUGCAGAAGGCCCUGGGGCCGACAGCGAAGGUUCUGGUGCUGAGGAACCAUGGUGUGGUUGCUCUUGGAGAAACAAUUGAAGAAGCCUUUAACCACAUCUACAACGCCCAGUACGCCUGUGAAAUCCAGGUGAAUGCAAUCUCAUGUGCUGGCAGCGUGGAUAACCUGAUCAUACUGGAAGCAGAGAAGUUCAAAUCCCGGGUCUUUGAUAUUGGCUCGGCAGCAGAUAUCGGAAUGGGAUGUCAGUACAAGUGGAAGAUUGGCGAGCUGGAGUUUGAGUCUCUGAUGAGGAUGCUGGACAACCUGGGCUACAGGACAGGUCACACCUACAGGCAGCCCAUCAUCCGGGAUAAGCCCCGACACAAAAGUGACGUGGAGAUCCCCGCCACCGUCACGGCGUUUAUGUUCGAUGAAGACAUGGACUCCGGGUCCACGCGUCUGCCAUAUAAGUUUUUACAGCAGCGGCAGCAGAGGGAGAAGACGCGUUGGCUCACCUCUCCCAACAGCUACACCAAGGUCAAUGUGGAGGGUGGAGAAGAGCGCUACAACAGCCGGACAACCACGUGGAUGAAGGCAGAGGAUACAGGAACUCCCAUCAGAAUCGAGGACCCAAAUCAGUUUGUCCCUCUCAACACAAACCCCACUGAGGUUCUGGAGAAGAGGAACAAGAUCAGAGAGCAGAACCGGUUUGAUGUGACGUCAUCUGGUCCACGCUCUCAACACCUUGCUGGAAUCCCUAUUGAUGAACCACGAAAGCCAUACGUGCCCACAUCGGAGGAACAGAUGGCUCCCCUGCCUCCCAACCCCUUCAGUGAGCUGUCAGAGAAAGACCUGGAGGAGUACCAUAAAAACGUGGAAAAGAGACAACUGGGCCUCAGUGAUGGCGAUCACGAGCUAACCUCGGAUGACGGCUCCACUCUCUCUCAGUCUUUGUCUCUCACCCAGUCUCCGCAAAGCACUCCAGCGAAAGAAGAGAACCACACCGGCCUGAUGAACGGCAAAGACAACCACACUGAUGUGGAGGAGGACCUGUCCAAGCGGGUCAGUCAGCUGACCACCAGCGUGGAGAGCAUGGAAGUAAGCGUGCGCUCGGGAGAUAAGAUAGAGGAGACGCUGUCUCCGGAGAGCUCACCCUCCAAGUCCCCCAACACCAAGAAAAAGAAGAAGUUCCGCACACCAUCCUUCCUGAAGAAGAACAAGAAGAAAGAGAAGACGGAGGCCUAGAGUUAAACAUGCAGGUGGGGGGGGCAGAGCAGGCAGGAAAUACUGGGCAUAUUAAGAAGAAAGAGGGGCAACUGGCCACGCUUUCUGCUAACUGUCUGUGUUUUUACUUUGUCACUGUCUUCAUAGUUCUAUAUUAUGUUUUUUAUUUGAGAUUUUUAACAAAAUUCUUUAUGUGGAAAAGGCAGCACAGAGGAAAUCAAAAAUGUGAGUGAGUCAAAGGACGGGAAGAGAAGAAAAAACAGAUCCUUGGGGGGUCAGCCAAUGAAACUGCAGAAGACGGGGUGUGUCUUAGGGGUGUUGGGUGUCGACACCCUUUCACCUUUGCAUUGCGAUGGCAUGACAUCAUCCUUACAGCCUGAUUACAACCUGCAGAACUGGCUGCUCUUGAAACAGAACUUGAAAACACACGGCAUUUUUGUUUGCUUUAUUUUAAUUUUGUUUGUGUUUUUUUUUGCUUCAAAAUCCAGUUUUAUAAAAUGAUUGGAUGGCAACCCGAAUGUUGUAAAACUCCAAAGGCCGAUGUAAAAGUUUCCUACUUUAGGCUCCACAGGCCUGUCACCUGUAACAGGAGAAAAUCAGUCGUACUGGAAAGAGAAAUGUUCUCGCAGCUGAUUGUUGAGGUGCAGGAAUCUGAAACUGUUUUUACUGGCUGAUGUAACUGGACAGUAGAGAGAGAACCGAUGGUCUGUCAUCACCUCGGGGGAAAAUGCUGCCAACCCUCGACAUGAAUUUUUUUAUGUAGCAUUUUCUCACAAGCUUUGUGUUUGUUGCCAAACUGGAAGAAAUAAUAACACGAAACUAUUUUCCUUUUUCUAAAUCAUCUCUGUUUGCGUCUGGUCUGUCAUCUCAUGAAAUCUGAUCCUCUGUCUGUGCAGACGAGUGUGUCGUUAGUCCACUGUUUAGUUCUUAUUCCUAAGAUCUGACCUGAAGUCAGAUGUUAUGCAUGCGUUUAUACAGAUGCCCAUGUUUUAUCCUAUCCUUCAGAGUAGACGCAUUUACUAUAUGACAUGUGAAAACUGGAUAUGCUGGCUAUAGAUUUUUAACUAUAUGUAGUCAUGUUUUGCUGCGCUGCACUUUUCUCAUAGUAUGUGUCUGAGUUUGCUGCAGGUGGUUGCCACGGCGAAGGAGAUUGUGAAGUAUUUGGUUGGAGUGGUGCAGGAAUCAUACAGUGAAAAGUGUUUCUGGGGGGGGGGGUCGGUAAGUGAGUGGAGUGAAGACGGGAUGAAGGGUGUUGGAUUGGUGACACUGUAGAGGAUUUAUUUUUGUACUUCUUCAAUGUAGAAGUAGAAAUAAUUAAAUGUACUCCAGGAUCGCGGUGCAGUCACGGAAAUGAGAAUCAUGGGUCGGGACAUGUUCAUGUGGUGUCUUUUGUGUGUUAGUCAUAUGACCCCCACCCCUGCCCGCCCUGACUUUUUAAUUUUAUUUUUUUAAACAAUAAGACAAGGGUUGUUUUUCUCAUCUUCCUGCCUGGGCAUGAAGAACCUUCUGUAAAAUCACCCGAGUGACUGCAUCUGAAAUCUCCUCAGGCUCCUGAAAAUCCUCUCCUGUUUUCCGGUGGUUUUCUUCACAGCCGCUGUGCCUGUAGCUGGCAGUUGAACGUGGUCAUGUUUUUAUCUGAGCUCUCAGAUGUGAGCCUGCCUAAAGCAGUUUUUAAUCCUCCUCUGAUAUUAUUUCUCCUCUAAACACAUUUUAUAUUCCAACUGUCAGAUGACCUACAGGUGAAGUCGGCAAAACCAAAGUUUGAUUGGCUGCAGCUGAAACCCCUCCACGCAGCUGAGUCCCAUAUAUCAAUAUCCCAGCUAACAAUGUGAACGACUGGAUUCAGAGAGAGAGAGGGGUGAGGGGUUAGGGGUGAGGGGAGGUUGGUGGACAAAUGAUAGCUUUUGGCUCAAGGCGAUUUGAGGUCACGUAGCAGAGUGAGGGAGCAGAAAGGUGUGAGUUUAGGAAGGAGGGUGCAUACGUGGGUUGGUCGAGUCAGGGCAGAUUCCAACUGGCAACCCAACUCUAGCACUAUGUUCUAAUGACACCAACUGUUUUGUUUUUUUUUCAUACUUCCUGUCUUGUCUUUUUUCAUUCUUCAUUAUUAUUGCAGUACGAGUUAUUAUUUGUAGUCUGCAGAGACGUAGCCUUUUUUUUUAAUGAACUGUUUUAUAACAUAUUUGCUCCCAGAUAAACUGAAUGUGCGUCGCUUCCCUUUUAUUUUCUUCUCAUCUGUUUUCCAACUUUUUGCACCUUGCUUUACUAAUGCCUCUAUCAUCGGUUUCUUUUCUUCUCCUCCUUCUUGUUUUUUUAAAAAGACUUUUGCUUGGGCCUGCCAGUGUGAGCCAAGCUACUUUGUGACCUGUGAAAAUCCUAUAUAAAUGGUUAUCUAAUGGAGUUGCUUAUAGAUGUAUUACUAAUUGGUGUAAAUUCACAAAUAAAACUGUAUUUUAAGAAAGGGA